UCCAGUUAGUCAUUUUCAUGGAGUUGAUAUUUAAACAUUGUUUCAUGCUGUGCUUUGUUUCUAACAAUUAAUAUUGUUUUAUAAAUUGAGAGUGAAAAAAGUACAUUAUUGAUAAAAAAAUAUUUAAAUAAUAAUUUUUUAUUAGUAAUUGUUAGUUAUCUAUUCAAUAAUAUUAAAGUUUUACAAAAUGCAUGUUGAAGUAGCGCCAGUUAGUUCACCAUGUGUCACUUCAAAUGGUCCUUCAAACGGAGGUAAUCAGAAUAAAAUGCAUAAGCUGUGUCGUCAAUUAUCUAUUGAAAGUCCUAGUGUGACUGGUCGUGAUUGCGUCUUCAGUUUUGAUGUCCCUGUACCGGAUGUACCAACACAAGGUGCCAGAAUACGUGUAGUCUGUGCUGGUGCUUGUUAUCAUCCAAAACGAUCACCAAGUCUUUCAAGUUUAACAUCAGUAUCAAGUUCAAGUAGUCUGGCAACUGAGACAUCUAUUGAGAGUGAAUUUCCUGUAAUUCUACCUCAUUAUGGUGUUCGUGAUGCUGCAUUAUUCCCCGGUUACGAAGUUGCUGGUAUAAUUGAAUCACUUGGAUCAGGAGUUACGGAUGAUUGUAAAUUUUCUGUUGGUGAUCGUGUAAUUUUGUAUCCAUUUGAGGGAAUACCUAAUGGAUAUGUUGAAUACCUUGUUGUCCCUGAUCUCAAGUUUCUCAUCAAAGUCCCUGAAAAUAUGUCGCUGAGUGUUGCUGCAAUGUUACCAGCUGGGGCAUUACUAGCUAUGAACACUGUUUUUGCUGCUCACGAGCACGUACAGCAACUGCUAAAAGAACGUGCAGAAGAUCAAGUUUGUAAGAUUCUUAUUGUCGGUACUGGAGGUCUUGCUCUAUGGACACUCAGAAUAGCUGCGUAUUACUUUAGUAACAUGCAAAAUAAAGUUACUAUUACAGUAGCAUCAUUAAGAGACGAUGGAUUACUUAUGGCACAAGAAUUUCAGCACGUUAAUGUAGUUGAAUGGAACGAAGGACUUUACGAAAAGCAAUUAAUUGAACGUACUAUGGAUGCUUGUCAAGGCCCAGUAGAUGUUGUGAUUGAUUAUGGUACAACUUCAAGAAGUCUUCAUCGUAGCAUGCAGUGUCUUAGUAAAGGUGGUGUAGUUUUUGUAAUAAAAGAAGUAGCUGACCGUCUUUUGCCUAAAUUCAGCAAACGCGCUGAAGAACGCGAACAAAAUAUAAAAUCUAUAGAACCAGGUACUCUUGAACAACUCAGUGAGCUUGUAGAAUUAGUUGCAACUGGUAAAAUUGAACCACCACCACAUACUGUUUUUCCUGCUGAAGAAGCAAUGGAUGUUGUACAAAAACUUUGUUCUUCGGAAAUUCAUGGUAGGGCUAUUCUUCGUUUUUAUCCCGCAGAUUAAAUAUUACAUAAGUAUCAAACACAUUAAUAACUGCAAAAUAUGAAAGGAUAAAGAGAAAAAAUGAUCGCAUAUUUAACUUUUAAAGUUUUAAACCAUUUGAGAAAAUUAGUGUUGAUUAAAAGUUUCAGAAAUGCGCAAGUAUUUAAAAUGAAAUGAUAAGAAAAAUGUUAGAUCAGUGGUUUGAAAAGUAUUCUAAAAUUAUAUAUAAAAUCGCUUAUCGUCUGUUUUUAUAAAAUUUCAAUUCUGUCAUAAACGGUGAGAAUACUCAAUAUACAAUUAUAUACUUAUUUAAAUACAUAUUUGAUAUAAACUUUAAUUAAAAUCUUUUUACUACAAAAUAAAUAAAUACAUAAUUACUUAAUGAGGUAGUUUAACUAAUAAUCAACAUAAAUUUGAUAAAUGACUAUCUAUAAAAGUUCGAUAGAUUUAUUGUGUGUAUGAUAAAAAUUUUAUACAAAACCAAUGAUCGAAAUGAUUAAAAAAAACAAAUUUUUUAAGAUAAUUACAAGUGACAUUAUUAUUAUUUUUUAAUUUUAAAUUUGCUUGGAAUUUUGAAAUAUUCAAAUUAAGGUAAAAGACUCAUUACCCGGUCACUUUACAUUGAUGUGAGAUUAAACCAUUCAAUAUUCAAUACAAUUUGCUAAAUGAAAUAAAAAAUCGUUUUUUUUUUAUAGUAAUUUGUUGACGUUUUAAAUAUCAGAAUAAAAUUUUAAUUUACGGUAAAUUAUGUUAAACGUACGGUAAAUUUGCAGUGAGAAUAGUAAUUUUCCGCGAAAUUGCGACAGGCCUGUGGUAUUUUAUUGUAAAGUGAAGUUUUGCACUGUAAAAACUAUAAACAUAAAAAACAUACGGUGCUUAUGGUAAAAAUGUCGCAAAUUACGGUAAAUUGCCAUACUUUUUACCGCAACGUACUGUAAAAUACCGUAAAUUGCGGCAACUUUGACGUUAAUUACCGUAUUUUAAGUGAAUUGCGGUAAAUUACCAUAAUUCGGAUUCACCAGGGAUUAAUCAGUUAAAGCGAGUGACUAAAAGGUAUUGAUUAAAUUUAGGGUCUUUUAUCUUAUGACUUAUUACUAAUUGGGCUUUAAUUUCUCGAAUCAAUAAGUAAAGUAAAAUAAUAAAAUUAUACCAUUUUUAUUUAUAUAUAAUUAAUAAGAGAAUGUAAUUAGUGUAUAGUCGACAAGAGGAUUGAAAAAAAAAUACUUAAGAUUAUGGGAUGGUUGUCAAAGUAUGCAAAAAGUAUUGUAUAACAAGGUUUUGAAAAUUGAGUCAGUAUUUUUCAGCCGUGUUUCGUUCCUAAGAUACAAAGAAACUAAUUGUAAGUAAUUAAUAUAAAGGCUAGAUGUUAGACGGUUAAAGUCACGUUUGAUUAAAACAAUUUUUUUUAAUUACAUAAGUUUUCAACUACUGAAAACUUUUUUCAUUCUAUUAAAAGAUCUCGCAUUAAAAUUGAUUUAGUUAUUUAUUUAAGUAUUAUACACCUUUAUGUAUAUAUUAUAUGUUUAAUGUUUUUACUUUUAAAAGACUGUUUGCUUGUAAUAUAAUUAUUAACAAAUUUUUUUUCUAUAUAAUUGUUAAAUGCCUUACGAGCACAAUAUCCAUUUGUAAUGGCUAGACUGUACGUUAUCAAUUGUAUUAUAAAAGCGAUUACAAUAAAUAAGUUUAUUAAGAAUCUUAAA
Molecule: messenger RNA, 3078 nt
Organism: Microplitis demolitor
Lineage: Eukaryota; Metazoa; Arthropoda; Insecta; Hymenoptera; Braconidae
Gene: Drat
Exons: 4
Coding region: 188-1399 (403 amino acids)
Molecular function (GO): oxidoreductase activity
Source: RefSeq, a predicted model, not a curated record